UUACCUUUCAAGUCCUAGCUAAAAGCCCACCACUCCAAAGGGCCACCUGGACACUGCCUCAGGAGAUUCCAGGAAAGUAAAGGUUGUUUCUCUUCACGCCUGUAUCCUCAGCUCCUGUGAUCAUGCUCAGCACAUGAGAAUGGCAGUGGUCUCUGCGAUGCCCUGGGUCCUGUAUUUGUGGAUAAGUGCUUGUGCGAUGCUGCUCUGCCAUGGAUCCCUUCAGCACACUUUCCAGCACCAUCACCUGCGCAGACCAGAAGGAGGGACAUGUGAAGUGAUCGCUGCACACAGAUGUUGUAAUAAGAACCGUAUUGAGGAGCGAUCACAAACAGUCAAGUGUUCCUGUCUACCCGGGAAAGUGGCUGGAACGACAAGAAACCGACCUUCCUGUGUCGAUGCCUCCAUAGUGAUUGGGAAAUGGUGGUGUGAGAUGGAACCUUGUCUAGAAGGAGAAGAGUGUAAGACACUCCCUGAUAAUUCCGGAUGGAUGUGUGCUACAGGCAAUAAAAUCAAGACCACAAGAAUUCACCCAAGAACCUAACGGAAGCAUUUGUUAUAGUAAUAAAGGAAAACCUACUCUGUGGAAAAUACAUUUUAAGAAUUUAAAACAUCUUAUACAUUAGAAGCCAAAUGGAUUUCUUAUUUGCACUUUGACUGAUUACCAGAUAAUCACAGUGCUUUUACUGUGUGUCACGAAGUCUCCUAGAGUGAGAAGACCCGGAGAUUUUGGCAACACCAUGGAAAGUGGGUUAAGGGAAAAAAGGGUUUUCUCAAUGCAAAUUUUGGGGAUCACAAAGAA
Messenger RNA from Balaenoptera acutorostrata (minke whale), 799 nucleotides. It is a transcript of the gene TAFA1, whose product is annotated as TAFA chemokine like family member 1. The coding region runs from base 134 to 541 and encodes 135 amino acids. Gene Ontology annotation, biological process: regulation of neuroblast proliferation; negative regulation of microglial cell activation; neuroblast differentiation. Gene Ontology annotation, molecular function: receptor ligand activity. The record is from RefSeq and is a predicted model, not a curated record. NCBI's taxonomy places the organism in Eukaryota, Metazoa, Chordata, Mammalia, Artiodactyla, Balaenopteridae. The transcript is spliced from 6 exons.